AAAAGAAGUCAAAGUUGCAAUAAAUAAGGAUUGUUACUUAAUUUCACUGACCUGCAUUAAAUUUCAUUUCCGUUAAAAUUUAUACGGCUUGAAACUUUAUUCUCUCUUCUUCACUCAGCUUUCUCUCUCUCUGUCUCUGAGUCAGUGAGUCUCUCUAACCAUGAAGCCCAAAGUCUCGAAGAGACUAACACUGACAUGGGUUCCGCUUCUCUGCAUCUCCUGCUUUUUCCUCGGAGCCAUUUUCACCUCCAGAUUUCGAGGACCAUCGUCGGAUUCCGGUAGCCAGCUCUUUUUACAUCCCCGACGUGAUCAGGAGCUUAAGAUAGUUUCAGAAGAUUAUCAUCAUGAGAAAAAAACAUCACAAGAAAAAGAUGUAAUAGAAGAGGUUUUGAAAACCCAUAAAGCCAUAGAGUCAUUGGAUAAGUCAGUUUCUAUGCUUCAGAAACAGCUCUCCAUUGCACAGAGUUCUCAAAAGAUUGUUGAUGCCUCACCAACAAAUUCUUCAACAGAAGGAAACCAAAGGAAGAAAGUGUUCAUGGUGGUUGGUAUCAAUACUGCAUUUAGCAGUAGAGCACGGCGUGAUUCGCUUAGAGAGACUUGGAUGCCUCAGGGAGGGAAGAUUGAGAAAUUGGAAAAAGAGAAGGGAAUCGUCAUCAAAUUCAUGAUUGGUCGCAGUGGGGAGGCAGAUGGUGUAUUGGAUAAGGAAAUUGAUUCUGAAGAUGCUCAAUACAAAGAUUUCUUUAGGCUGGAUCAUGAGGAAGGAUAUUACAAACUGUCUGCAAAAACCAAAAUCUUCUUUUCAAGUGCAGUUGCAAAGUGGGAUGCUGAGUUUUAUGUAAAGAUUGAUGAUGAUGUUCAUGUCAAUCUUGGUAUGCUUGCUUCCACAUUAGCUAGUCACCGUCAUAAGCCGAGGGUUUACAUUGGAUGUAUGAAAUCUGGACCUGUUCUUACAAAAAAAACGGCCAAGUAUCGUGAACCUGAGUUUUGGAAAUUUGGAGAGGAAGGUAACAAAUAUUUCCGGCAUGCUACAGGACAGAUCUAUGCCAUCUCAAAGGAUCUUGCCACAUACAUAUCUGUCAACCAGCCGAUUUUGCACAAGUAUGCAAAUGAAGAUGUGACACUCGGGUCAUGGUUCAUCGGUCUUGAGGUUGAGCAAAUCGAUGAUCGUAAUUUCUGUUGUGGUACUCCUCCAGACUGUGAAAUGAAGGCAGAGGCUGGAGAAAUGUGUGUGGCGUCAUUUGACUGGAAGUGCAGUGGGAUAUGCAGAUCAGUCGAUAGAAUGUGGAUGGUUCAUGCCAUGUGUGGCGAAGGUAAUAAAGCUGUGUGGGAUGCUAAUUUAUAACUUUUCUCUUUAGAUUGGAGAAAGAGCUAAGAGGAGAGAUGAACAUUUUAUUACUGUAAAGAACUAAAAGAUAUAUAUAUAUAUUCGCUUACUGGAAAAGAAGACCUUUUAGUUCGGUAUUUUCUUUUUAUUUGUCGAAAAUGAAAAAGAAAGAGAAAUAUUAAAGUUUUUUAUAUAUAAAUAAUAUGGAAUUCGAACUCA
Messenger RNA from Thlaspi arvense, 1543 nucleotides. The record is from the annotation of a GenBank genome assembly. NCBI's taxonomy places the organism in Eukaryota, Viridiplantae, Streptophyta, Magnoliopsida, Brassicales, Brassicaceae.